AUGGGGUCUCACACUGACUCAAGCCCUGGGUGGCGUCACCUCAAUGUGGGUGUCAUCGGCGGCGGUAUUGGCGGCAUGUGUGUUGCCAUUGCCCUUCGACGAGCUGGCCACAGUGUAACCAUCUACGAGCGAAAUGAUUUCGCUGGAGAAGUCGGUGCAUCAGUUUCCUGUGCUGCCAAUGGUGCCCGUUGGCUGCACGAGUGGGGCGUCGACGUCGAGCAGGGCGACCCCGUUAUACUGAAGAAACUCAUCAACAGGGACUGGAAAACGGGCGAGCCGGUCAGCGUCUUCAGCCUGGAUGACUACAAGGAGAAAUGGGGAUACGAAUAUUAUAUGUUCCAUCGCCAAUACAUGCACAAGAUGUUGAUGAACUGUGCCUUGCAAGAGGAGGGAGAGGGAGAGCCAGCCAAGUUAAUGUGUGAAGAUAUUGACCUCAAAUCCGGCGCCGUUACCUUCGCAAAUGGCCACGCAGCUCAACAUGACCUCAUCAUUGGCGCCGACGGAAUAGGCUCGGUGGUGCGGAAGCUCAUCGGCCUGACCCCAGACAAAAAGCCCGCGGACUCUUCAUGUCUGCAUGCAAAUGUGCUGACAGAAGAUGCCGUUCGUCUAGGCCUCGUCGACUAUUCCAAGGAUGCGGCUUUGGAGUACUGGGGCGGCCAAGAGGGCAAGUGGGACAAGAUUGUGCUCAGUCCAUGCAACGGCGGCAAGCUGCUGUCGUAUUACUGCUUCUUCCCACGAGAGGCCGGCGACUACACGAGUCAAAGCUGGGGUGGCGAGGAUAGGCCCGUCGAAGAACUGCUGGCUCCAUACCCACAUCUGGAUAAGCAAGUGCGGGAUCACCUCGCCAUUGGCGCUGAAAUCCAGCCUUGGCGGCUGUGGGUACAUCAGCCAUAUCCGUACCUCGUGAAGGACUCAACAUGCUUGCUCGGCGAUGCAGGCCACCCAAGCCAAGGAGCCUGCAUGGCUAUUGAAGAUGCAGCUGCGAUAGGCAUCCUGUUCAGCAAGCCAUACUUCAGCGGCGACGUCACUGAGGCCCUCGAUGUGUACGAGAAGAUCCGGCUGCCGCGAGCUACCAAGGUCCAGGCCUCUGCAGCAAAAGCGGCGACUAACAUCAACGAAAGGAUCGGUUUCUCCAGUAACACCAACUUCAAGGGAUACAAGGUUGCAGAUGAGAAAGCAAAACUGACAAUCGAAGAGAUGAAUGCCUACGAUAUGUACAAGGACGUCGAACAGAGACUGGCCGAAAGAAGGCACAAAGAGUAUACUGACAACUACAUCAAGGGGCUUCCAGUCGGUUUGGAGAUGUCAAAUGGUGUGGUGGUUGGGAAAGCCUGA
Diaporthe batatas is the source of this 1335-nucleotide messenger RNA. RefSeq lists its product as uncharacterized. The transcript has 6 exons. The coding region runs from base 1 to 1335 and encodes 444 amino acids. The record is from RefSeq and is a predicted model, not a curated record. Gene Ontology annotation, molecular function: monooxygenase activity; FAD binding. NCBI's taxonomy places the organism in Eukaryota, Fungi, Ascomycota, Sordariomycetes, Diaporthales, Diaporthaceae.